AAAUACAUGUUUCCCAAUCUCUAACCAGAAUAGUUUGAUUUAUCCUAAUUUUCAGAUGAAUAAAUCAUGGACUUCAUAAAAAGCAAUCCCGAAGUGCAUAAUUCAUUUUAUGUCUAUAGCUCAAAUAAAAAUACGAUCAAUUUCUUUUCUAAUAAAAGAAAGCCAAUACACAAACUAAUCAUCUCAAGACCAAGCCCUUGACUGACGCAGAAUAUUUGGUACUCAAUUUUAUCAAUAUCCUUUUUUCUCAGAAACUGAAAGACAUCCAAGAAUACUUAGAUCAAGAAGGUGGCAUGAUGAUUGAACCAACACCCCAUUUCGUACUCAAAGCCUUCGAUCAGAACGGCGAAAAAGUCUUCUUCAAUGUCACCGCUCAUUCCGUCGUUGAUGCUCCAGAAGAAAAACAACUUAUUGAUUACAACAAUGAGGUUGGCAUUCGAGUGCCCAUGAGCGUUGGGAGCAUCAAAGAAGAUCAUGAUGUAAGUAAUAAUGCUAAAUCUAAUUCAACGUAGAAGGCGAUACUUGCAAAGUCAUCGAUCUAGUCAUCAAUCCAACAGUUGCCACCAAUCUAAUCUCAGAUGACAAUCUAAAAACCUUCUUUUGCCAACUUGUACAAACCUACGUAGAUUAAAAGUACAAACUCAAGUUGCAGGAUAGUAAGAAUCAACUAAUAUCGUAGAAUUCAUCUCUCUCAAAAUGAAAUACAAAGGAAAAAGCAUACAAUUUCAAAGAGUCAAGGGAAAGAAACCCCCCAAGGUUUAGGUAAUUGAUGAAAAACCUAAUUAAUCCCCUGUGCAGAAUAAUGACGAUGAAGAUGAGACAGAACAAAGUAAUUACAAUUGAAAUCGAUAUUCUAGUAAGGAAAAGGCAGAGAGAGGAGUUCGAAAAAUAAUCUAUGUCCACUCAGCCUCCUGCUUUUGUCACCUAAGAACCUGAAUGGGAAUUGUACUUGAUUUACCCAAAUAAUGAAUAAGAAUACGACGGGGACCUAGAUUACAAUGCAAUUAAGCAAUACAGAUUUUAAAUUCUCACUCCCCUUUUAAUCACUGGAAAGGCUAUCAAAUUAAAGGUAGAUGAGGAACAAUUCUAAAUGGUGGCAGGCAAAUUCUAUAAAAUUUCAUUGAGAUUCCCUUCAAAGAUUAAUAAGUCUUCUGUUAAGGCUCUCUUUUUGACAGAAAAGCGUACUUUGUGGAUAUCUGCAGAUGUAUAUAUAUUGUAUAUUAGGUUUAGGUUAAGAAGGAACAUGAAGAAGAAGGAAAUCAAUAGAAGGAGGAGUAAUACGUUAAUGAAAUUCAGAAUGGUUAGCAACAGUCUAGCAGCAAUUAUGAUUUACAAAGCAAUCUAAUAUUUGAUAUUGUUUGA
Paramecium octaurelia is the source of this 1362-nucleotide messenger RNA. Lineage: Eukaryota; Ciliophora; Oligohymenophorea; Peniculida; Parameciidae. The record is from the annotation of a GenBank genome assembly.